Messenger RNA from Aspergillus heteromorphus CBS 117.55, 1440 nucleotides. Its product is annotated as putative HLH DNA binding protein (Penr2). The coding region runs from base 317 to 1264 and encodes 315 amino acids. Gene Ontology annotation, cellular component: nucleus. The record is from RefSeq and is a predicted model, not a curated record. Lineage: Eukaryota; Fungi; Ascomycota; Eurotiomycetes; Eurotiales; Aspergillaceae. Gene Ontology annotation, molecular function: DNA-binding transcription factor activity; protein dimerization activity. The transcript has 2 exons.
AUGGGCGCGUCAGCCAACGCGUCUCGGCUCACCAUCACAUCAGCCCAGAACUCCCCGACGGCGCACAGCAACAGUAGCAUUCACUCCCUGACCAGACUAUCUCCCUGCAAUUCAAUCAAUCUACUGUUUUGCAUUCUGCUCUCCUGUCUGGGUCUCACUCGCGUGCCUGCAUCCUGAUUCGUAAUCUUUGAAUGCCGGUGGCAUGAUCUAACCGAACUUCUAGACGCGAACUCCUGAUCGUUUCGAUUAGGACCAUCGCUGGAGGCACACCGAAGGCUGCUUGUCCAGAUUCUACCUAUAGGUACUCUCAGAUCUCAUGAUGUCUGAUCCGUCAUUGGGCGCAUCCGAUGGCAAUGUCGCGGCCAAGAGAAAGCGCGACAGCACCGACAGCACCGGCCCGGACGCUCAGCGCCUGAACCGCUCCUCCAACGGGAGCAAUGGCAGUCUCCCAGGCCCCGAGUCCCAGAACUUCGGCCACAGCUCUCUGGGCGCCUACGACACCCACGGCCUCCCCGGCUCCACGGAGCUCAACAUCGACCAGCAGAUCCUACAACACGUCGGCCCGCAGAACGGUAUCUCCGACGACAACGCGCUCACAGCCAAGGCCGCCCUGGCUGCCCACACCCCCCAGAACAAGUACCCGCCGCCUCCCGAGAACGCGUUCGACAGCAACUUGGGGCACAACUUAAAUUUCGGCGAUGAUAUGGGCGGGCCGAUUACCUCUGCACAUGGACAUAAUUCGACUGCGGCUGCGGUCUACGCCGCGCGUGAAGCACAGAGCAUGAACCAGAAGCCUUCCGUGGGUUCGCCCGAGUGGCACCAGAUCCGCAAAAACAAUCACAAGGAGGGUGAGUUCGUCCUCUGUACAGGAUUGUAUAGGGUUGUACCAGAUCAUACUGACCCGGGCCCAGUGGAACGCCGCCGCCGUGAGGCCAUCAACGAGGGCAUCAACCAGAUCGCCCGUCUGGUCCCGAACUGCGACAAGAACAAGGGGGCCAUCCUGCAGCGCGCGAUCGAGUACAUCUGCCAGCUACACGAGGACAAGAAGACUAUGAGCGAGCGGUGGGAGCAAAACAACAUGACGACGAGCCACGCGAUCAGCGAAAUCAGUGCGCAGAACUCCAAGCUUAAGGUCGAGGUCAACCGCCGGGGCGAUGUGGCACUGAAAUGGCUGCAACGCUGCCGCGAUGCGGGCCUCGAGUUCGACGACUUCGAGGAUGCCAAGGACCUGGAAAAUCUGGACAUUGACCAGGGCCAGGUUUGAUUUGACUGACAUCGUCAUAUGUGCUACGACUUGUUUCUGGAGGCCGAGCUGCGCUGCUUUCUCUCUCUCUCUCUCUCUCUCCUUUCCUGAACCCUGAACAGACAGACAUCGCCCGAUCUCCCAGUUCCCCCCUUUUUCUCCCCACUUUCCUCUUUUUUUUCUUUGUUUAUCCAUUC